GAGGAGGAAGGAAGGAGGCGGGGGAAGAUGGCGGCGUGGUCGGCGGGCGGGACUGAGCCGGAGCCUGGCUGAGGCCGCUCCUCCUCCUCCUCGCCGCUUUGAUCCCCGUCCCCGCCCCGGGAAGCGGACAGGCGGAGGAGGGGCCCCACCACGAGGGAGAGAGCGAGCGGGAGCCGGGCUCCUUCGCCUCGCCUGGCCGGGCCUGCCGCCGCGGAAGAUGGCCGAGGCGGGGCCGGGGGACCCGGCGGGGGACGAGUCCUCGGACAGCGAAGGGGAGCACGAGGGCGCGCCCCAGAAGCUCAUCCGCAAAGUCUCCACCUCGGGGCAGAUCCGGAGCAAGACCAGUAUAAAGGAAGGAUUACUUUUGAAGCAAACCAGCUCUUUCCAGAGGUGGAAAAAACGUUAUUUUAAACUACGGGGGCGUACUCUUUACUAUGCGAAGGAUUCAAAGUCGCUAAUAUUUGAUGAAGUUGAUCUGUCCGAUGCCAGCGUUGCUGAAUCAAGCACAAAAAAUGUCAACAAUAGCUUUACGGUAAUCACACCAUUCAGAAGAUUAAUAUUGUGUGCAGAGAACAGAAAAGAGAUGGAGGAUUGGAUCAGCUCACUGAAGUCUGUACAAUCCCGGGAACACUAUGAGACUGCACAGUUUAAUGUGGAACAUUUCUCAGGAAUGCAUAACUGGUAUGCCUGCUCUCAUGCUCGGCCCACCUUCUGCAAUGUAUGUAGAGAGAGCCUUUCUGGAGUGACUUCUCAUGGCCUGUCUUGUGAAGUUUGCAAGUUUAAGGCUCAUAAAAGAUGUGCAGUCCGUGCAAUAAACAACUGCAAAUGGACAACGCUGACUUCAAUUGGAAAAGAUAUUAUUGAGGAUGAAGAUGGUGUGGCCAUGCCUCACCAAUGGUUAGAAGGAAAUCUGCCUGUGAGUGCCAAAUGUGCAGUCUGUGACAAGACCUGUGGCAGUGUCCUACGCUUGCAAGAUUGGAAGUGCCUUUGGUGUAAAACUAUGGUGCACACAGCUUGCAGAGAUUUAUAUCCCCGCAAGUGUCCACUUGGCCAAUGUAAAGUAUCCAUUAUUCCUCCCACAGCACUGAACAGCAUUGACUCUGAUGGAUUCUGGAAAGCCACGUGCCCACCAACUUGUGCCAGUCCUCUCUUGGUUUUUGUUAAUUCAAAGAGUGGAGAUAAUCAGGGAGUAAAAUUUCUUCGAAGGUUCAAGCAGUCGCUAAAUCCAGCUCAGGUGUUUGAUUUAAUGAAUGGAGGUCCUCAUUUAGGUUUACGAUUGUUUCAGAAGUUUGACAAUUUCCGAAUUCUCGUGUGUGGAGGAGAUGGAAGUGUUGGUUGGGUGUUGUCUGAAAUCGAUAAACUCACCUUGCACAAACAGUGUCAUCUGGGAGUAUUACCCCUUGGUACAGGAAAUGACCUUGCCCGUGUCCUUGGCUGGGGAGGGUCAUGUGAUGAUGAUACACAGCUUCCUCAAAUUUUAGAAAAGUUAGAACGAGCUAGCACCAAAAUGUUAGACAGGUGGAGUAUAAUGUCCUAUGAACUGAAAUUACCAUCAAAGCAAUCUGUGCUUCCUGUUACUCCAGAAGAAGAGUCUGAGGAGUGUCAGAUGUCAGUAUAUGAAGAUUCAGUUGCUGCUCAUCUUGCCAAGAUCCUUGAUUCCGAUCAGCAUUCUGUGGUCAUAUCAUCAGCUAAGAUAUUAUGUGAAACUGUAAAAGGCUUUGUUGCUAAAAUUGGAAAGACCUGUGAAAGACCAGUGGAAAAUGCUGAAACUGAUUCUAUGGCUAUUAAAUGCUCAGAACUGAAUGAGAAGCUGAACAUGUUGCUUCAGGCUCUUGAUGCUGAAGCCCAAGUUGCACCUUUGCCGCCACGGAUUGCUCCCCCUAUUGUAGAAGAAGAGACUGAAGAGUCCUCAAGCGAGGAAUCUUUAUCUGAUGUCAAGGAACAGUUGACAGAAAGCAAUUCUGUAUCUCCCUCACACCAGAUCUUCAAACCAAGAGAACAGCUAAUGCUGAGAGCAAACAGUUUAAAGAAAGCUCUAAGACACAUCAUUGAGCAGGCAGAAAAAGUUGUGGAUGAACAGAAUGCCCAUACGGAAGAGCAAAUAAAUCACUCAUCAAUGGAUUAUUGUAAGGAAUUGGAAGAAUCCAAAGAAGAAAAAGAUGAAGAUACAAAGGAAUCUGAAUCUGAUCCAAUUAAAAUUGGUCCCAAAUCCCUAGGUGGACAAAGAAGUCGCAUUCCUUCAUAUACAAGUUCUUUUUCAGUCCCACCCUGCACAGCCAGCAAAGAAAAUCUUCCAGUACUUAAUACAAGGAUCAUUUGCCCAGGUCUAAGAGCAGGUCUAGCUGCAUCCAUUGCAGGAAGUUCUAUUAUCAGCAAAAUGUUACUUGCGAAUAUUGACCCAUUUGGAGCCACACCCUUUAUUGAUCCGGAUCCAGAAUCAUUUAUUUUUGCCUACAGGGAAGGAUAUUCAGAGAAGUGUGUCAUGAAUAAUUAUUUCGGUAUUGGAUUAGAUGCAAAGAUUUCAUUAGAAUUUAACAAUAAGCGAGAAGAACAUCCUGAAAAAUGCAGAAGCAGGACAAAGAACAUGAUGUGGUAUGGAGUUCUCGGUACAAAAGAAUUACUACAACGGACCUACAAAAACUUAGAGCAAAAGGUUCAGCUUGAGUGUGAUGGACAAUAUAUCCCCCUCCCAAGUCUUCAAGGUAUAGCUGUUUUGAAUAUCCCAAGUUAUGCUGGUGGGACUAAUUUCUGGGGUGGCACCAAGGAGGAUGAUAUAUUUGGGGCCCCAUCAUUUGAUGAUAAGAUCUUGGAGGUUGUUGCAGUCUUUGGCAGCAUGCAGAUGGCCGUUUCUCGUGUCAUCAAGCUACAGCACCACAGGAUAGCUCAGUGCCGGUCAGUAAAAAUCACCAUACUAGGAGAUGAAGGCGUCCCAGUGCAAGUCGAUGGAGAGGCAUGGAUCCAGCCUCCAGGAAUUAUUAAAAUUGUGCAUAAAAACAGAGCACAGAUGCUAACACGAGACAGGGCCUUUGAGAGUACACUGAAGUCCUGGGAAGAUAAGCAGAAGUGUGAUUCCUGCAAACCAGUUGUGAGGUCACCUCUGUAUCCUCAACAGGCUGUAGAACUGGCUACUGAGGAAGAGACUUUACAGAUUCAACUGUGUUCUCAGGUGGCUGAAGAACUGAUUACCAGAAUCUGUGAAGCUGCAAAAAUACACACCUUGUUGGAACAAGAAUUGGCUCAUGCUGUAAAUGCAUGUUCUCAUGCCUUAAACAAAGCCAGUCUCAGAUGUCCUGAGAGCCUCACCAGGAACACAGCCCUUGAAGUAGCUGUCAAUAUGAAGGCACUGCAUAAUGAAACUGAAUCCUUGUUAAUAGGGAAGAUUCCUUUGCAGCUAGAAUCUCUUCAAGAAGAGCUACUCUCAACAGCAGUUCAAAGUCUGGAAACUGAAUUAAGGAAGCUUGCUGAAAUUCCUUGGCUCUGUCAUGUUCUACAACUAAAUGAUGAUGAGGAUCCUCCUUUGGAAUAUGCCAAAAGAAACAACAGAAGCACAGUAUUUCGCAUAGUGCCAAAGUUUAAAAAGGAAAAAUCUCAAAAACAGAAGACUAGCCCUCAGCCUGUUCAGAAAUGGGGCACAGAUGAAGUUGCUGCUUGGCUGGAUCUGCUCAGUUUGGGAGAGUACAAAGAAAUCUUCAUCAGCCAUGACAUCCGAGGCUCUGAGCUUUUACAUCUGGAAAGGCGAGACCUUAAGGACUUGGGGAUAACGAAGGUGGGUCAUAUGAAGCGAAUUCUUCAGGGAAUUAAAGAACUUGAGAGGACCACCUCCAUGGCUGAAGCAUAGUGUUAUUGCAUCUCUUCUCAAGAAGAAACUCUACUUAUGCAAAGCUGGGGAACCAUGCAACCUUCUGAAUAGGUUACUCCAUGGAUGAGUGAGCAUCAGUAUGUGACAAGUGUAUUGUGCUUGGGAUGUCAUUUGACAAAAGAACAGAAGUAAGAACUUGAAAAGAUGUGCCUAAAGAUGCUGUGAAGUAUAUUGUGAAGAGCAGUUGAAAUGUGUACGUUCGGGUAAAUAUGUUUCCCCAGGUAACUUAUGUAUUGCCAAACAACAUAUGAUGUAGUUCUUGGUGCAACACCUAAUAAGAUUUGGUUUGAAGCAUUCCUAAGGAAUAAGAUUACCUGCAAUCUCUAAUGUAAGUGUGGUAAAGACUGGUGAUGUUUAGGAGUUUGGCUGACACUGUGAUACCUCAGCGGCUUCUCACUUUCCUUUCUUCUCUUUGCCUCUUUCCUUCACUGGCCAAGAAAUCAGGCUGGGGCCAUAUGAUAUCCCCAUAGGGAAGCAAACUCUAAUGCAUGGAUUCCCUAACCAAACAUUUUCUUGCAUGACACAUCUAAUACUUUAAACACUUGAAAUUUUUUAUAUCUGUUUUUAAUAAGAUUUAAUUUAUUACUAUUCUCUGUGUUAUAUUGCUUACUUUGUCUCAUGUUGCUACUUUGUCAGGUUUUUCUGAAAUGUUACCUAAAUGUGGUGUGUUUUGUGGAUACAUUUUUCUGUCAUAAUCUAGCAAGGUAUGUGGACUAAGUAUGUUCUAAAAGAGUUUUUGUGCUCUUGAUUCAAAUAACUUCCAAGUAUUUUUUAAAAUACUGGUACCUCACAAAUUAUGUGUUGGCUCCCAAGAGAGAGUAUUACCAGAAUAUUUCCUUUUAGGCUAUAAAAUAUGCAAAGUUUAUUUCUUAUAGCCUUUCUUCAGGCAAUGACUAGGUUAAGCUAAUUGUCUGGAUUUCAAAGCAUUUCAGUGUUCUGACUAAUAGUGAAGCAUGUAUUUGCUAAUUAAGUGGCAACAGCCUAAUUGUAUACAGUGACCUAAGAUUACUUCAUAUUGAAGACGCCACAGGGACCAAUUUUGUGAAUAUCAGGGCUUGAUUAUGCAAUUUUUAUAAAAUCAGUAAAUGUUACAAAUAAGGUGGAGUUCAUAGUAUGCAGUUUAUCACUAUAUGGCAUACCUAGUUUCCUGUACACAUUAAACAGAAGCUUCUUUCAGUAUAGAAAUUUAUAACCCUCUUCAUAAAUAUAUAAUGCCUGAGAUAUAGGUGAAAGCUGAUUUUUCUUAAGUAUAAAUGUUUAUAUGAUUAGGUAGUGGUCAAAGAAAUGUCCAUUUGACAGCAUUAAUGUCUUUCUAGAGUUUAUUAUAAAUUGCAUUCUUUUUUAUUACCCUACUGGGCCAGUGGUCUUUCAGGUAUCAUAGUUAAAGUUUUCCAAUUUUUUUCAAAAAGGAUACCAUUUCUAAAAUUUAUCUGAUGCAUAUAUUUAAAGAUUGUCUAACUAUAAUACCUUCAUAGCCAUAAUGAGAAACUUAGGGAAUGCCAGCUUGUCACUGGCUAGCUGUCCACUGCCUGAUCCUGCCUGCUUGGCCCCUGAUAGUCAUAGGCACAAUUAAAGUACUCAGAAACUAAUCAGAAAGUAAACAGUUUGUGCUGUGUCUGCACCAAGACCCUUGGUUUCUCAUUUAUCUCAAUGAGUCAAAAUCAAAAGCUUUCUCAUUCCUUGCUUGUUUUUUUUGGGGGGGGGGGCAAUCAAGGACAUUGGGCAGCAUGCACAAAACAUACUGUUUGUGAACAAUAAGCUAAUUUUUGCUUAUUGAUGUAUCUGAAUGCAGCCAUUGUCUACUCGAAGACUCACAAUCUGUUUCAAAUGUGCAGUGGGCCCUCCACAUUUGCUGGGAUUAGGAGCUCAGGACCCCUACAUAAAUGGGGAAACUACAAAUGAAAAAGCACUACUUUAACCCAAGAGAACCUUUUUUGAGGAAUCUUUAGGUCCUCCUGCUCUACUCAGCAGUCAACCUCUGGCAGAAGCUGUCCAGAGUUUUCCUGGGAGACAUAGAGAUCCAUAAAAGUUAAAUCUGCAAAUGUGGAGGACUGACCGUGAUACUUUAUCUUUUUACUUAAGUAGAUCUUACUUUAUUAAGAUCAAGUACCAACAGUUGUUCCCCAAAUUGAUGAAAGCAGAUGAUAAAAAGGCAGGCAUUUCCACUAAAAUUAGGUGAAGAUUUACAAAAACAGUGUUAAGUAUCAAAUAGGUUUACUUUGGUUCUAAUAGUGUAUGAACUGAUUAUUAGUUUCAUAUGCUUUAAAAGAUCAAUAGUUGACACUGAUCCUUUAUUGUGAAGUGAAACUCACUAUUUCUUUAUUGGGAUAUUUCAGGUUGGGGUUUUUGUAAACUGUGGUGCACACUAGGAAUUUACUAGUUUCAUGAUGAAGAAGAUAAAGUGCACCAUUCAUGUAAUCAGUGUAUAAAAGCCAGGGCAGCUUUAUGAUAUAUCAGUUUGAGUACUGGUUGAAUAUCCCUUAUCUGGAAUUCCAAAAUCCAAAAUUAUCCACAUGGAUGGCCAAGAUAGUGACACCUUUGCUUUCUGAUGGUUCAAUGUAUAUACAGUUUGUUUCAUGUAUGAAACAUAUAUAUUUAAAUUAUUCCUAAAACUUU
Anolis carolinensis (green anole) is the source of this 6475-nucleotide messenger RNA. RefSeq names its product diacylglycerol kinase eta (gene dgkh). The transcript is spliced from 30 exons. Gene Ontology annotation, biological process: intracellular signal transduction; diacylglycerol metabolic process; lipid phosphorylation. Bases 218 to 3838 code for a protein of 1206 amino acids. Gene Ontology annotation, molecular function: protein binding; ATP-dependent diacylglycerol kinase activity. The record is from RefSeq and is a predicted model, not a curated record. Lineage: Eukaryota; Metazoa; Chordata; Lepidosauria; Squamata; Anolidae.